AAGUGAUUCCAACCUCAACAACCUCAUCUCCUCGUUGAACUUCUUUAUAAAUGCCUCAACUCGUCGAUUCUACUCGUCCUGACUCAGCAACGAUUCCUUUCUCAGCUUCAAUACUGAAGCCGGGGACGAGCUCACUUGCACCGGUGACAUCUGGAAAUUGGUCUGGUCCUUGGACGUUUCCGAUUUCUUCACCACCGGCAACGGCUCAGCGAGCGAAUCCACGUUCACCUAAUUCUCUCAUGUGUCCUUGAACGUCUUUGAUUUCUUCAGGUGCCUCGAUAACGGCAUAUACUUCUUCUUCGUAAUCAUUUUCCACGUUCUCUCCAUCAUCUCGUGCCGUUUCGACUUCUCAACUCUCAGCAAUCGACCACCUAGUUAACAACAAAUAGAAUAUACAGAAAGAAUUAUU
Messenger RNA from Rubroshorea leprosula, 409 nucleotides. Lineage: Eukaryota; Viridiplantae; Streptophyta; Magnoliopsida; Malvales; Dipterocarpaceae. The record is from the annotation of a GenBank genome assembly.